This is a messenger RNA of Pieris macdunnoughi, 1155 nucleotides long. The record is from the annotation of a GenBank genome assembly. NCBI's taxonomy places the organism in Eukaryota, Metazoa, Arthropoda, Insecta, Lepidoptera, Pieridae.
AUGCGAUUUCAAAUAGUUUUAUUGUAUCUUGCGAAAUUUUCCUUUGCAUUUAGCCAAGAAUCGGUGAAGAUAGCAGUUAGUUAUUUUCGAGAGCGGAAUGUUAAAACCGUAUGUUUACUAUCGGAUUCUAAUCAUAUAGGUAUUCAAUUAGCUAAAGAAGCCAAUAAAGAUUCAAUAACAGUAUUGCAAUAUAUAAAUAAUGACACUACACAGAGCAGUUGUCAACGUCAAGUUUACACACACACAGGCAUUGUAUUAAAUACAGAUUAUCCAACUUUUCAAGAUGUACUGGUUAAUGCCUCUAAAAAGAAUAUAUUUGAUUCAAACCACAUUUGGUUAAUUUUUGAUGAAAAUAAUUCGACUGAAAUUAACACAAUAUUUUCAAUUUUAAACCUAUCAGUAAAUGUCGAUGUUACCAUUGCACAGCGCAUGGAUUCAGGUUACACGUUAUAUGACAUAUUUAACUUUGGUAGAAUACAAGGAGGUAAUUUACAGAAAGAAAUUACAGGCCAUUGGAGUCAAGAAACAGGACUAAUUUUGAAGAAAGGUUUCAAAUACACACGAAGAUUUGAUUUUCAAAGACUUGCACUAAGAUUAAUGAUAGUGUAUCAAGGUAAACCCGAAGAAUUUCGCCCUGAAAUAAUAUUAGAAAGGGAAGUGGCACCGGGUAUAUCUAUGGUGACACAGACUAGCGGCAUGAUACUUAACGAACUGGCAUCUAUACAUAAUAUCAACUUCAAUUAUAGUAUAUGCGACAGAUGGGUUGGAGAUUACAAAAGAGAAAGUCCAAAUGCUGUGACUAAUUCACUGUAUUUUAAGGAAAUUGAUGUAACACCAACAUUACGGUUUUUACCUUCUCAUUUGGACUACUAUGAUGUUAUACACCAAUAUGUAACAUAUGCUGAAGGGAAAUACUUCUACCGCAUCCCAACUACUGGAGUGGGUAAGUUUGAAAACCAAUUCCUCACACCAUUUACCCGAGAUGUCUGGUUUACUGUGAUCGGAGUAAUAACGCUAUGUGGUAUUGGCCUGUUAUUGAGCGCAAAACUGGAGAAUCGACCGAAGUCAGGACAUUAUGCGUUUUUCUCAGUUGUGGCAUUAUCUUGUCAACAAUUUUUCGAAGAUAUAGAUGACGGUGUUGUGACGGUGUUGUAA